GAGUUUUGGAUAGAUUCAAAAAAUAUAGUACUCAUAUAUUAUAUAUCCAUAUAUAUAAAAAGCCUCUUAUAUAUAUAAACCGAUUAGUAAAUCAAGUUUAUUAAAAAAAUGGAGCUAGGUGCCACGAAUAAUGUCAGUGAUUCAGGUAGUGCUUCAAUAAAUGGAAUGCCAGUCGAAGCGCACGAUCCGAGCUACUUGGACGCAUAUCGUCGGUCCAUACAAAACCCCGCGGCAUUCUGGGAGCAGUUGGGCAAACUACUAGAUUGGGACCGGCCUUGGAAACAGGUCCUGGACAAUAGUAACCCACCCUUUACCAAAUGGUAUGUGGGCGGCUAUUUGAAUGCCUGCUAUAAUGCCAUCGACCGUCACAUCUUGGCCGGCAAGGGCGAUAAGGUGGCGCUUAUUCACGACAGUCCGCUGACAGACACCAUCCGACAUGUGACCUAUCAGGAGUUAUACGAUCAAAUAAUAUUGCUGGCCGGUGGGCUGACCAAACUGGGAGUGGAGAAGGGCGACCGUGUCGUCAUUUAUAUGCCUCUCAUACCGGAAACGAUAAUCGCGAUGCUUGCCGUUGUGCGACUCGGUGCCGUGCAUUCCGUUGUCUUUGGCGGCUUUGCGGCCCGGGAGCUUUGCUCUCGCAUUGAACAUGUGGAACCGAAGAUAGUAAUAGCAGCCAAUGCGGGCGUAGAACCGGGGAAGGUGGUGCCCUACCUGGAUAUUAUGCAUUCAGCAAUCAACAUGUCUCGCUGGAAGCCAGAAAAACACAUUAUCUAUAUGCGCGAAAAAGUGACAUCUCCUGGUGUGCUGGAUGCGCAGAGCGAUCUAUUGUGGUCCAGUGUGCUCAAUAUGGGCAAGGGCGGUCAGGCGGUGCCUUGCGUACCCAUCGAGGCAAACGAUCCGCUCUAUAUACUCUACACCUCAGGAACCACGAACAAACCCAAGGGUGUGCUGCGCACCAUUGGCGGCCACUUGGUGGCUUUGAUGUACACUUUGAAUAAGAUCUAUGGUGUUAAUGCGGGAGACACUUGGUGGGCUGCCUCUGAUAUGGGAUGGGUGGUGGGUCACUCGUACAUUUGCUAUGGUCCAUUGUGUCUGGGAGCUACCAGUGUUAUGUAUGAAGGAAAACCGGAUCGCACUCCAGACCCCGGACAGUACUUUAGAAUUAUAGAUCAACAUAAGGUUUGCUCCAUUUUUUCGGUGCCGACCUCUUUUCGUGUCAUUCGCCGCGCAGAUCCAGAUAUUAGCUAUGGUCGCCAGUAUUCCAUGAAAUCAUUGCGUGCUAUUUUCAUUGCUGGCGAGCAUUGUGACUUCGAGACUAAGAUGUGGAUACAGAAAACGUUCAAGGUGCCGGUGCUAAAUCAUUGGUGGCAGACGGAGACGGGCUCGGCGGUCACAGCCACCUGUUUAGGCUUCAACCAGAAUCUUGACCCACCAAUGUAUUCCACCGGCUUACCCUUAGUUGGCUACGACAUCAAAGUACUCAAGCCCGAUGGCACGGAAUCGCAGCCCAUGGAAUUGGGUCGUAUUGUGCUUAAACUGCCACUUCCUCCAGGAAAUAUGGCUACUCUUUAUAGAAGUGAUGACCUCUACCGCAAGCUAUACUUUCAAAAGUUUCCGGGUUACUACGAUACCAUGGACGCUGGCUAUAGGGAUGAGCUGGGCUAUGUCUUCGUAACCGCUCGCGAUGAUGAUGUCAUCAAUGUGGCCGGGCAUCGGCUAUCCACUUCUAGCUUGGAAGACGCUGUGCUGCGCCAUCCAGACGUCGUGGAUGUUGCCGUGUUCGGAGUACCGGAAGCAACCAAGGGCCAAGUGCCGCUCUGUCUGUACAUCCCCGUCGAGGGAUGCACGAAAACUGAUGCCAAGCUAUCAGCGGAGAUUAUCAAACUUAUACGGGAUGUUGUGGGUCCAAUAGCGGCAUUUCGUCUGAUUACAUCGGUGAACAACUUGCCACGGACGCGUUCUGGGAAAACUAUGCGCAAGGCUAUGGCAGAUUUCGCCAAGAACGAACGUGUCGUCCUUCCAGCGACUAUCGAUGAUGCUAGUGUCUUCAUUGAAAUACGACGAGCCCUGCAACACUUGGGCUAUGCAAUGAGUGCCCCCGACCCUAUUGUGGCCAAGCUAUUGGACUAGUUGCUAAUCUUAAUUGCCCUUAGGGUAUUUAUGCAGGACUUGCUCAAAGAAUAUACUAUAUAGACAUAUACAUACAUAUAUAAUACACUGGUAACUACAUUGAAAAAUUAUUUCAUUAGUGAUUUUUAACGAAUAAAACAACAUCACUAUAAUGGCUAUAAAAGAGCUAUGAAAUUAUCGAA
This is a messenger RNA of Scaptodrosophila lebanonensis, 2312 nucleotides long. Its product is annotated as acyl-CoA synthetase short-chain family member 3, mitochondrial. The coding region runs from base 109 to 2130 and encodes 673 amino acids. Lineage: Eukaryota; Metazoa; Arthropoda; Insecta; Diptera; Drosophilidae. The transcript has 5 exons. The record is from RefSeq and is a predicted model, not a curated record.